Penicillium verrucosum is the source of this 861-nucleotide messenger RNA. RefSeq lists its product as uncharacterized. The transcript is spliced from 2 exons. Lineage: Eukaryota; Fungi; Ascomycota; Eurotiomycetes; Eurotiales; Aspergillaceae. Bases 1 to 861 code for a protein of 286 amino acids. The record is from RefSeq and is a predicted model, not a curated record.
AUGGAGUUUCCAAAGGAGACUUUUGUUCUUGAAUCCAACACGGGAUUUGAAUAUGACCCAUGGCUCCUCGAUGAUCAUCCCCUACGAUCAUAUCCGACAGAGUGCAUUCCAGGCUUGUCGCCUUAUCUCGAUGAAUACUAUGAAUCUAUCGGAAAGCGAAGGGCGAUUCUCUUCCGCGCUGCAUGCCUUAUCCUCGGAUGCUUAGCCGCAUUCCAAUGUCUCCGAUUGCUCCCAACCAAUAUCAAACGGAUACUUCCGCUUCAUGCAUCCAUACAACACACCCAGAUUCACUCCCAGAAUAGUGCGUGCACGUUCCCUACACUAGACACCCGACCGGAUGCCCUCAAGUCCUCUCUCAACGAGGGAUGCGAUGGACUCCGAACGGCCGUGUGGAUGCACCACGGCGAGCUGCAGAUUGGAAACGCCGUUACAGAAACCGAGCCCGAGGGCUUCCUGCAGCGACUCGGUCUCGGCCUUCUUCUAGCGAAAAUUGAAGCUAAGAACGAUGCCACCGUCUGGGCAUCUCUUAACCCCGAAACACCAGGCAGCUUUCGCGCUGACUUGGUGCAAACUUUUCUUUUGAUGCUUGAUGCCAAGACGCCACUUCAUGAACUGUACCCGCAUCUCGUGGAACAACUUGACACUCUCCGGCAGAGGGGGUAUCUGUCUCAUUGGGAUGGACAAAAUGUUGUUCAGCGCCCUGUGACUAUCGUAGUUACUGGGGAGGCAUUCCCUAAGAGUGACUGUGUCAAUCAUUCUUAUUCUGAUGUCUUCUGGUCUGUUCUACCGGAAGGACGCUUAACGACGAGUGAGCUUAUACAGGAUAACCUUCGAGAUCUAUCGCCGGUGUGUAUAGUAUGA